CCUUUUUCUCCCCCACUCAACUUUUCUUCCCUGAUCUUUCUCCGGCUAAUCAGUGUGCCUGGUGAAAGAAGGGGGAAAAAUUCUGCGUUCUUUCGUUUCAUUUCCCCCACACGGUAGCAAUUGCCCUGGUCGAGGAGAAAUGGGGAGUGUUUCGUCGGAGGACGACGGCGAGAGGUUCGAGCUCGACGGGUACAGCUUGAGCGCCGACGUCAGCGAGUCGGAGAGCAGUUCUAGCUGCGUCUCGUCGUCUUCGUUCCGGCAUUUCGACGGCGGUGACUGCGGUGGAGGAGGAGGUGGAAGAGAUUCCACUUCUCUCCUCACGUCGCCUUGUUCGCUCGCUCCACCAUUCCGUGACGCGCCUGAGUUGGACGACGAGGUGUACGCGCCGCCGGUUACUCUGAUGCCGCCGGUGAUCGACGGGAGGCACGUGUUGAUUCCGACGAAGAAGGCAGAGAAACCGGAGUCGGAAUUGUCCGGUUAGUCUUCUUCCCUGAGUUCUCUGUUUUUGGCGCCGGUUUUUGGAGGGAGACCUAACGGCUUUGCUUCUUUUGGGUUUUUUCGUUCGGUACAUUGUGAGAAUUGUGAAUUCUUUUUCUGGUUAGAAACCUCUUAGCGUGAACUAUGUGUGAUCAUUGAGCUAGGCGUUACUAAGUCUUCUUUUUCCUUUGAUUAGCUCCUGUUUGGUCUCUCAGGAAUUUAAGCGAACAGGUGGAGGACAAUUAUUUUGCGCUAACGACUGUAAUUAGUGCAGAUAGUUCGUGGUUGAACUAGAAACCUUUUAGUCUGCUCUCAUGAUGCUGUUAUGAAUUCUGCUUUCGCAGAAACUGAACUAAUGAAAGAGAGAUUCGCCAAGCUUCUGCUUGGAGAAGACAUGUCAGGUGGAGGAAAUGGAGUUUCCACUGCUCUGGCAAUAUCCAAUGCCAUAACUAAUCUCUCUGCUUCUGUAUUUAGCCAACUGUGGAAGUUGCAACCAUUAUCACCUCAAAAGAAGGCAAUCUGGUACCGAGAGAUGGAGUGGUUUUUAUGUAUAAGCGAUUCCAUUGUAGAGCUAGUUCCAUCGGUCCAGAACUUCCCUGGUGGGGGAACCUUCGAGAUCAUGGUACCACAGCCACGGUCAGACCUUUUUGUCAAUGUCCCAGCUCUAAAGAAGAUCGAUGCCAUGCUGCUCAAUAUUCUAGAUGGGUUCUCUAAUUCAGAAUUCUGUUACGUGGAGCGUGGAAUUGUAGUCUCUGGAGAUGAUGACACCAAGAACUUCAUGUUGUCAUUGACUUCUGGGUCUGAGACAUCGUCGGUGAGGCUGGAAGAGAAAUGGUGGCUGCCGUUUCCUAAAGUUCCUCAAAAGGGAUUGUCUGAGAAUGCAAGGAAGAAGUUGCAGCAGUGUAGGGAAUGCACUAAUCAGAUUCUUAAAGCUGCCAUGGCUAUUAACAGCAAUGUGCUUGCUGAGAUGGAAAUCCCAGAUACUUACUUGGACAGCCUACCCAAGAGCGCGAAAUCUUGUUUAGGAGAGACGUUACAUGGUUACCUAGCUGCUGACAAGUUCUCUCCUGAUGGCUUCAUGGAUCGCUUAGAUUCAUCCUCGGAAUUCACCAGUCUGGAAGUAGCUAACCAGAUUGAAGCUGCUGCUCAUAUAUGGAACCAGAAAUACAUCAGAAAGUACAUGCCUGGCGGAGGGAGGUCGACAACAUCAUCGUCAUCAUGGGGUGGCAAAAAACUUAAAAGCUCAGCUGCCGAGAUUCCCAAAUGCAAGAUUCUGGCAAAAAGAGCCGAGAAUGUCUUGCACAGUUUACGCAUUCGGUUCCCUGGCCUUCCACAGACCUCCUUAGACAUGAGCAAGAUUCAACAUAACAGGGAUGUAGGGCGUGCCAUCAUCGAGAGCUACUCAAGGGUAAUGGAGAGCCUAGCAUUCAACAUCGUAGCGAGAAUCGAAGACCUCCUAUAUGUCGACGACGCCACAAAGCAACGUGCAGCAGCAGAGUCUCUGUACACAGCACAAGGCAGGCUGAGCUGUUCAUUUGCCAAACAAAGGUGGAUAUCCCCCACAGCUCCUUUCUCUUUCGACCAUUCCGGUGAGUUAGUCAGUUAUCAUCAUGACAGCGGAACCAUUCCGCAGUCUCCAAGGAAUAGCCAUAGUAGGGAAAGGGAGCCUCUAGAUCAAGCUCUAGAGAAGCUGACUUUCUAAGAAAAUGGCCCUAACUCCCAUUCCCUCGAGCACAUGGGUAGAUUGACAGAGUUCAUAGAUCUGUACAUAUGAACGAUUGACGUUUUUAGCAGUUGAAAAAUUGGGAGUCGGUUGGUUAUUUAGGGGCAGGGAGGCAUGGCAGUGGCUUUGGGAAGUCGUACGCUGUAUUUAUAGGAAUAGGUAGUCGAUUGAGGGUCUGUCUUCAUUCUAAUUGCUAGAGUUGAUUAGCUGUGUGGGUUCGUUCUAGAUUCGUAGGAGCUGAAAGGUACUGAAGUUGUAAUGACCAUAGAGAUGGGUGAGCGUCAAGUUUCUCUCUUUGUCGCUGUACCUAUCAGCAGUAGAAAGCAGUGGACCACCAGAAUAAGUAUCCCGGAUUCCAAACAGAUGUAUGCAGAUUGCAGAGGAAGAGAGCUGUAAAAUUGAGAAUAUUUAUGGUUGUUAAGUUUUCAGUAAAUCAGGGGUGAAGUUUGCUUAGCUGUAAAAUUAAUUGCUUGAAUGAAUUUCGUGUUGUACGAGUUU
Linum tenue is the source of this 2698-nucleotide messenger RNA. Lineage: Eukaryota; Viridiplantae; Streptophyta; Magnoliopsida; Malpighiales; Linaceae. The record is from the annotation of a GenBank genome assembly.